AGGCAAGACGUUUAGCAAUUUUUGACGCAAUUGCCAAUAAACGGGUGUAUUGUAUCUGGUUUGGUUUACACGCCAAGAAAAGGUUUGUGCAAUUUCUGGGAUAGAGGAACGGUUUGCCCCCAUCCUACCCUUUUGAGACAAUAGCUUGAUAUGAAUGGGAUUUUGUUUUACUGAGACUUGGUGUUAUAUGGCUAAAAGAGAAGGUGAAAGUGAAGUUUCUGUGGACUUGGCAAGAGAGUCGUUAAUCGCGCUAUCUUAUUCUCUACCAGAAACCGAUCUUUUUCCAACCGAGCUCCCUAAAAGUGUUAAAACUGUCACGGAGGCUGUAAAUACUGAUGAAAAAGAUAAACUUAGGUGCGAGUUGAUCUCGAUAUCAUAUGCGGAGUCACCCGACACCAAGGAAUCACCGGGAAAAACCAACGGUUAGAUCGUUUAGUCAAUCCUUUUUUCCGUUGUUGUGGGUUUAUCUAGCUCGUUUUGUUUAAUGUUUGUCGUGUGAAUUGUGAUGAACAACUCCGGGUUGUGUAAACCGUCACUGCAAAAAUAAAUCAGAUGUUUUGCAGUCAUCAAUAUUUAUUUGUGACUAUUGCAAGUUAAUUACUGUUUAUUGAACUAUUAAUCCAUCAGUGGGUCACUUCACUA
Messenger RNA from Helianthus annuus (common sunflower), 642 nucleotides. RefSeq lists its product as uncharacterized. The record is from RefSeq and is a predicted model, not a curated record. The transcript has 2 exons. The coding region runs from base 155 to 427 and encodes 90 amino acids. Lineage: Eukaryota; Viridiplantae; Streptophyta; Magnoliopsida; Asterales; Asteraceae.